AUGUCCCGUUAUUGGGAUACCCCCUUUAAGAGCAAGCUCCCCACCAAGGGACAUUCCAUGGUGGAGAUUCAGGGGAUGGGGGAGCUGGGGUUGGCCGGACCCCCAUCGGUAGAGUCUUCAGUGGCUUUUCACCUCCAUCCGAAGAUUUUGGAGGAGAUGGGAAGCCAGUUGGAUUCGGGAGCACCGAACCCUAUACUCUGGGACGAGAUUUGCGUGGUGAACGAUUUAAUUCUGCGCUCUUCCCGCGGCGCGGUACAGGGCUGCGGCCGUGUGAUGGGAUUGGCUGUGUCGGAGGUGAUGGAUGCAACGUACGACCCUACGAAGGGGUUGUUUGGUCCUGCACUUGAGAAAAUGAGGGAAACCAGCACCCUCAGGAAACAGGAGGACGAGGCGUUUAACCUCUGUUUGCCACGCAAGCAAGUGCCGCGACCAGCCUCUCAACCCGUGCGGCAGGGCUUCGCAGCAGCCGUGAGAGGGAGACCUGUGGGUGAUAGAGGUCCAAGACCGGCUCACAGUGGACAACACACAGGCCAGCGACCACGAUCUGCUGGACCUGGACCGUGGGGAAAGCAUUCAUACGCGGCGGUGGCGGCUAAAAACCGUCUGCAAACCCAGAGGAGAGGAAGAAGAAGCGUGUGGCCUGACACACAGUUAUUCCCCAGCCCUUCUCUCUCCGCCCGCGAAGAGAAGAAAGGGGGAAAACGGCCCUAUUGUGUUCAGUUCAGUAAGGGCCAGUUUGAGUUGUUCUCCUCGAGUUCUAAAAAACGAGCACAGGGGGAAUCGGCCCGAGCGCUGACGGUCGAAAUCGAUACUCUGUUAAACAAACGGGCAAUCAGAGUAGUGCCCGAGGAGGAGAGCCGUCAGGGUUUUUACUCCCGCUAUUUCGUUAUCCCAAAGAAAGGAGGCAAAGCCCUCCACCCUAUUCUGGACCUUCGUGUGUUAAACAAGCACCUGAGAAACCCCAAGGGUUUUUACCAAGUGUGUGGAAGCAGCUGUAUUCCCUUUGAGGGACAGGGGAAUAAGAAUAUUGUCUUACAUAGACGAUUAUCUCAUAUGCUCUUCGUCGAGAGAGCAAGCAGUGAAAGACGCGGAGAUAGUGUUAAAUCACCUCGGCAAUUUAGGGUUCAAGAUCAAUAUGAUAAAGAGCCGACUGGAGCCUUUUCAGCAGACGAAUUAUCUGGGGCUCAACAUAGAUUCCCUCUCGUACAGAGUAACACUGACAGAAGAGAGGAUCGCGUCUUUCACACAAUGCCUCGACCGUUUUCAGAUGGGGAAAGUGGUACCGUACAGACUAUGCUUACGAAUGGGGGUUAUGGCCUCGGUGAUUUGUGUAGUGCAGCUGGGACUGCUCCAAAUGAGACAUUUUCAGCGCUGGAUCGCGCAUUUGCGUCUGUGCUCUCGACGGCAUCUUGGCCGACCGGUGAUUAUCACUCACGCGUGCGUCAGAGCACUCAGACACUGGAAAAGCCCCGUGACGUUCAGGACGGGGAUUCCCUUAGGGGCGGUGUCAUCGAGAGUGACUAUGACAACGGACGCGUCAUUGCUGGGGUGGGGAGCGACUUUAAGGGGCAGAUCGGUGAACGGUUUGUGGCCUCCGCAGCUGACUCACAAACAUAUAAAUUAUUUGGAGUUGAUGGCAGUAUGGUUAGCACUGAAACAUUUUUUGGGCUUCAUCAAAAGCCAGCAUGUUCUGGUGAAAACAGACAACACCACGGUGGUGGCUUAUAUCAAUUGACAGGGAGGCACACGCUCUCUGCCUCUGGAUCAGCUGGCAGAGAAGCUGAUUGUAUGGGCCGAUACAAGGCUUUUAUCCCUCAGAGCGACUCACGUUCCGGGGAUUUUAAACAGGGGAGCGGACUUGCUGUCCAGGGGAAAUCCAUUGUACGGGGAGUGGAAACUCCACCCCCAGGUGGUGUCCCAGAUAUGGCAGAGAUGCGGUCAGGCUGCCGUAGAUCUCUUCGCCUCGCAAGAAAACGCUCAGUGUCCUCUGUAUUUCUCGCUAACGGACGAAAAUGCACCUCUGGGUGUGGAUGCCUUAGCCCACCCAUGGCCAGAAGUACUUCUGUAUGCUUUCCCUCCUCUGAGUCUAAUUUCCCCCACUCUAGCCAGGGUGAGGGAGCAGUGUCUUUCGUUAAUACUAAUAGCACCGCGCUGGCCGUCCAAACCAUGGGGGGCAAAGAUAAUUCAACUGUUAGCAGGGCAACCGUGGCCCCUCCCGCUCAGGAGGGACCUUCUGUCGCAGGCAGGGGGAGAAAUUUACCAUCCUCACCCGGACAGAAUAGCCCUUUGGGCUUGGCCCGUGAGAGGUGGAAUUUGAAUGCGGCUGGUCUACCGUCCGCAGUCAUUCACACCAUUCAGAAUGCAAGAGCCCCCUCUACUCGCUCCCUUUAUAGCAAUAAAUGGCGAAUAAAGUAUCUUUCUCUUAAAACGGCGCUUCUCAUAGCUUUGGUAACCGCAAAGCGUGUGAGUGAUUUACAGGCUUUAUCAGUUAGCCCGUCUUGUCUGCAAUUCGCUCCAGGGCUUACAAAGGUCGCGUUCUGUCCUAACCCAGCGUUCGUGCCUAAGGUGUUAGACUCAGCGUAUAGGUGCCCAUCUACUGAGCUGGCAGCUUUUCACCCUCCUCCGUUCUCUUCCCUGGAGGAGAAGAAACUGAACUUAUUGUGUCCGGUUCGGGCACUAUAUAUGUAUGUAAGUAGGACAGCGGGUUUCAGGUCUUGUGAUCAGCUAUUCGUGUCAUGGGCCACUCCGCAGAAAGGGGAGCCGUUAUCGCAUCAACGGCUGUCUCAUUGGAUUGUGGAGGCUAUAUCCUUGUCUUAUGUUUGCAGGGGCCUGCAGCCGCCUAAGGGCUUAAAAGCCCACUCCACACGAGGUAUGGCUACGUCAUGGGCCGUUGGAGACAUCUGCUCGGCGGCAAGCUGGGCCACGCCACACACUUUCGUGCGGUUCUAUAGACUGGACGUGUCCGAGCCGUCCUUGGCACACGCGGUGCUGGGAGCCGGAGCGUCGGUACCCAUUUAAGGCUAUAGAAAAUAGCAGGUAUGUGGAUGCAAUUCGGGAGUGGGCUAUAUCUCCCAUAGUGAAACACAGCGAAGUUAGAAAAAGAACUAUGGGUUACUUAACGUAAACCCGGGUUCUUUGAUAACAGAGUGAGGUGUUUCACCAGCACUUCCCUCCUUGCACGGGGACGGGAAGAAAUCUUUCUAGAAUGACGUAGGUGGAGGUCAGAGAGAGACGUGGUGUCAUAAGAGCUUCCGUAGUUGGUCACGCCCAAAGCGAUUCCCAUUGUGAAACACCUCACUCUGCUAUCAAAGAACCCGGGUUUACGUUAAGUAACCCAUAGUUCUCCUUCACCCCUUCUUAUACUGAAACGGACAUAUAAACACAAAAUAAUGUCAAAAUUCCCAUACUAAAAAUAAACCUUAUAAAGGUAUUAAGUUUUGGGAUCAACCAGUGCGUAGUGAUUGGUUGAAUACUGCAAGCGUUUGACGGAAAUGUAACGCCUCCUAUUUAUUCGGAA
This is a messenger RNA of Triplophysa dalaica, 3517 nucleotides long. RefSeq lists its product as uncharacterized. Lineage: Eukaryota; Metazoa; Chordata; Actinopteri; Cypriniformes; Nemacheilidae. The record is from RefSeq and is a predicted model, not a curated record.